GUCCUUUUUACCAUUGUCACUGCUAACACGUAUAAGAAACACCCAGAAAAUGAUCGAAUCGAAUCACAAAAUCAAUCUUCCAUCGCCAUUUCUUCUGUUUCGUUCUUGAUUUGGGUUUUGAUGCUCUGCCCAUGGCCGAAGAAACUCGGAGAAUUUUGAAACUCAGUGCUUGGGCGAGAGCUGAAUUGGGUUUUAAAUGAUUAUUCAUUGUUAAUCUGUCUGUCUUUGUUCAAUGUCUAGGUUAAGUUUUGUUUCUAGAAGUCAAAAAAGAUUAUAGAAAAAUAUAAAUGUCCAAGUGAUGUUGUGUUCUGUUCAGUUAUCUGCUCAUAAUAUCAAGUAUCAAUUCUGGGUUUUUCAAUUUUUUUUGUUUUGUGUUCUUCAAUUUUUAUGUAGCUUUCGGCUUAAUGUAUUGGGCUUUUUGACCCAGUGGUGGUACAGUUAACAAUGAUUUAAUCUUUCUGUUAUUUUUCUUUGUUUGUAUGACUUCAAUUCCUGGUUUUCUGCUUGAGAGCUAGGUAAACUGCGCAUUGCUGCCAAUAAAAUAGUGCACACAAGACCCAUAUUGUUAAAAUUAAUUGUUACCAUAAUAAUAAGAUAAAUGGGUAGCCCUGGAUUGAACAAUUGGAAUAAGGUGCAACGGUUAGGCAUUACAGAACCAAUCUCUUGGAGUGGACCCGCGGAAUUUGAUGUAAUCAAGGCCCGCGAGCUUGAAAAGUAUUUGGCAGUUGUGGGAUUGUAUGAGAACCAAGAGGAAGCAGUUAGUAGGGAGGCAGUGCUUGGGAGAUUAGACCAGAUUGUGAAGAUUUGGGUUAAAAGCUUAAGUC
Camellia sinensis is the source of this 824-nucleotide messenger RNA. NCBI's taxonomy places the organism in Eukaryota, Viridiplantae, Streptophyta, Magnoliopsida, Ericales, Theaceae. The record is from RefSeq and is a predicted model, not a curated record.